Messenger RNA from Centropristis striata (black sea bass), 10021 nucleotides. It is a transcript of the gene rev3l, whose product is annotated as REV3 like, DNA directed polymerase zeta catalytic subunit. Gene Ontology annotation, molecular function: nucleotide binding; DNA binding; DNA-directed DNA polymerase activity. The record is from RefSeq and is a predicted model, not a curated record. Gene Ontology annotation, cellular component: nucleus; zeta DNA polymerase complex. The coding region runs from base 586 to 9612 and encodes 3008 amino acids. NCBI's taxonomy places the organism in Eukaryota, Metazoa, Chordata, Actinopteri, Perciformes, Serranidae. The transcript is spliced from 32 exons. Gene Ontology annotation, biological process: double-strand break repair via homologous recombination; error-prone translesion synthesis.
CUGAAAAACGUAGUAGGAAGUAGCGUCGUCCCGCCUUGUGUGUAGCUUAGCUCCCUGCUAGCUUAGCCACCGGGGGCUAGCUAGCUAGCUAGCCUGUUAUGGAGGAAGCAGCUCCGGUGCGGCUGUCUGAUGAACCGGGACUGUCUGAUGAACCGGGACCGGCUGGGACUAGUUCUGAGGCAUCAUAACGCUCCAUACCGGAAGCACGGGGACCGUCUUCCUGGCUGAAAACAAAAACACCGGAGAGAGAAGCAGAAACCACCGGACAGCGGCCACAUUUACCUCCACCAUGGAGCUGACAGCAGCGGAGCGUCCUGCAGCUCCUCCCCGCCGUCGAGUGUAGCUCCCCCGGCCGCAGCAGGCGGAGCCUCCCGGCGGAGCCCCGGAGCCCGGAGACGCUUUGUUCGCGUUUUUUCAUGGGACUCAACCGGGCUUCCCCUCCGCUUUGUGGUUGUUUCACCGCCGUGACAGCAGCCCCCUGGGCCGGCAGCGGCUGCCCCCCGAGGCGGCCCCCUCUCCGGGACUCCUAGCAGCGGGUUCUGGGUGUUUUUCUGAUUCUGGUCCCUGUUUUUCCGCGCGGCAGGCAUGUUCGCGGUGCGGAUCGUCACCGCGGACUUCUACCUGGCGAGCCCCGUCAGAGAGCUGGAUGUGUGCUACUCUGCCUUCAGGGACAGCCGAGUCAGCAAGGUGCCCGUGGUGCGGAUAUUCGGGGCAACACCUGCGGGUCAGAAAACAUGUCUUCACCUCCACGGCGUGUUCCCCUACAUCUACGUCCCAUACGAUGGAUACGGCCAGCAACAGGAGCGCUACCUGCGGCAGGUGGCCUUCAGCAUCGACAGGGCCCUCAACGUUGCCAUGGGAAACCCCGCCUCCAGCGCUCAGCACGUCUUCAAGGUCGUGCUGGUCUCUGGAAUGCCGUUCUAUGGCUACCACGCUAAGGAGAAGCACUUUAUGAAGAUCUAUCUGUACAAUCCUCACAUGGUCAAAAGGGUGUGUGAGCUGUUACAAAGUGGAGCAGUGAUGAACAAGAGUUACCAGCCCCACGAGGGCCACAUCCCCUACCUGCUGCAGCUCUUUAUAGACUACAACCUGUACGGCAUGAAUCUGAUUAACUUGGGGGCUGUCAAGUUCCGCAGGGCUCAGAAUAAAGAAGAAGCGGCGGCGGUCCCAGACAGCCGUCCCAGCAGCCGUCCCAGCAUCAGCCCCUGGAAGAGCCCCUGCACCUCCAGGCUCAACGACAGCAACCUGGGGGGAACGUUUGUCCGCUGGGAGGAGAACGCUCUACCCUGCUCCCUGGUCCUGGACGAGGUGGAGAAGCAGAGCACCUGUGAGCUGGAGGUUGAUGCUGUAGCUGUAGACGUUCUCAACCGCCUGGAGAUUGAAAAUCAGAUCGGCAGGAACCCGGGCCUGCAGGCCAUCUGGGAGGACGAGAAGCAGAGGAGGAGAGAGAAGAACCAGCCGUCCCAGAUAGAAACCCCCCAGUCCCAAGAUCGUGGCUUCGUCACUUCAACAGAGAGCGAGAAGAUCUUCAUGAAGAGAUUCAAGGAGAUCCUGAAGGAGAACGAGUUUGACGUGACUCAAGCUUCAUCGAUCAGCGAGGGGGAGGACCAGGAGGAUCUUCUUGGUGAACUGACUCUGCACUCUGACCCCCUGACCCAUGAGGGGCUGUCCUGUACUCCUGCUAAUGCUGUGGAGGCUCACAGGCACUCACAGCCAGACUCAGUGAGGAGCAGUGGUAAAGUCCCAGAGGAGGCUGUGGUGGAUGAGGAGGCCAUCCUGAGCCUCCUGGAGAACAGCCAGACCUUCCUCCCGCUCUCCCAGACCUCCAACCACUCGUCCCUGUUAGACAGCAGCCAGGACCAGGCCAUGAUCGAUCUGUUGGCAGGACUGGAGAACGAUGGUUUCUGCAGGACCCCCAUCAGGCAGAACUCCCAGUCCCAGUCCCUCCCUGGAGCCAGGAGCUACCACUACAACAGUGAUGAGGAGGAGGCGGAGCCAGAGCAGGAGAAGGUGGAGGCGGAGCUCAGCUUCUUAAUGUCCCAGCGGUGGGACAACGAGGCUCCGGACAGCUCACCACCACCAAGGCCCAGUGUGAAGGAGCAGGAGGAGGUCCUCAGUGAGGAGCAGCAGGAGUCCUCUGACUCUGAGGACAUGGAGUGGAGCGGGAACAACUCUCUGUUCGCCAACCUGUCCAUCCCUCAGCUGGACGGGGCGGCAGAUGAGAGCAGCGAUUCAUCCUUAACGGAUAGUGGCUCCAGGACUCAGUCUUCUCUCAUGGUCACAGAAAAGAUGCUCGGGAAUAGAGAUCCUUUCUCCGGGGAGACGGUUCACCUCGAGCCACCUUCCUCUGCUAAGAUCCUUCUGGAGCACAGACAAGUCCAUGUGCUGGACACAGAGCAACCACUCGACAAGCACUCUCGGUCAAAAAGCAACCAGGACAGCAACAGUGAAUGUUCAACAGGGUUCAAGUUUAAUAAAGAAAUCCCCUACAUCCCGCCAGUCAAACAUCCCAUCCCCUGCAAGUUAUCCAAUCACCCUGAGGUAUCUCCCAUCUGCGUAGACAAACAGGACAUAAGGCCCCUGUACACCUUUGACAAGAAAACCUCCAUAGCUUUGGAUAAGACAGACCUAGAAAGUUUCCCAUUUGGUCAUGGAAAAGUCACCAAAAAUGGGAAGAAGUACGGCAGCAUAAAGAAUGUAGAAACAAACUGUCUGUCCAUUCUCCAGAACCACAGGACCUUCUCUCUCUGUUACUCAGAGCUGAGGAACGGCUCCGCUAAGGCCGAGCUGGAACUAAGCCAGAAGGACAAUAAAAGUCCCAUCAUGAGGAACAUCUCCUCCGCCCCGUCAUCCAUGGUGGAGGACGAGUUUCUGGAUCCUCAGGAGGAAGAAAUGGGCCAGGACAGCGAGGAGGGAGAUGUUGGUGAACUAAAAAUCAGGUACGAGGACUAUCAGGAAAAUAAGAUUGAGAGGACUAUAGUGGCCCAGCAGGAAGCACACUACAAGUUCUUCCCUAGCGUCAUCCUCUCCAACUGCCUCAGUCGGAAGAAAGCCGGGAGCAAAAAGUUGGCUGAGCCCUGCAUCAAGCUUGAGCAGCCCCAGCCUCGCAGAUCACGGCUAAAAGUGUACAAGAAAAGGUUGGGAAUGACCGGACAGAGGAACAAGUCCAACAUAGUUGAAAGCUCUACCUCUGACAGCCAGGACAGCACUGGCCUCGUCUCAACCACGUCUGCUUGUCCAGUGACAUCAGACACAGAGAUGCCGGUUUUGGAUAAUACGUCUAUAAUAAAACUGGCUGAGCCAAUUAAAGAUGAGCCAAUCGUAGAAGAUGAGCCAAUCACAAAGGCGGAGCCAGAAUGUGAGAAGAGGCCUGUAAAUGAACAGACAGAACCACUGACAGUCCCCCCUGCCACCACCGUUUCCAGUUUUUCUAAAGAAAGUAAAGACUCUGUAGAGUAUAGGUUGAGCCCAUUUCACGAUUUAUCAGCUAAGGUCACCUGUACUAAACCUUCAGCACUGCCUGGGAGUAAAUACACCCUGAGGGCCAAGCGGAAGAUGAUCUAUGAUGGUGAGGAUGGUGAAUACUCAGGUGCCACUCGUUCUAAAAGUCAAGUCUCUGUCAAAGAACGGUUUAAAGACACCAAUGUCCCCAGUGGGCAGGAUUUAAAAUACCAGAAAAGGCGUAAGAAGGAGCCCCCUAUCAUUAUCAAAUACAUUAUUAUCAACAGGUUCAAAGGACAGAAAAACAUGCUGGUAAAGAUGUCCAAAGUGAAUGUAGAGGAGCAGAUGGUGUUGCUGACACCAGACAAGCUAGAGCAGUACAAUAAACUAGCCCCUCUUAAGGACUUCUGGCCCAAGGUGCCACAAUCCACCGCUGUCAAGUUUCCUGUCACUGAGCCAAAGGCCAAAAAACACCCAAAAAGAAAGGCAAAGGUCAACUCAGCAAGUAAGAAAGCAGUGGGCAACGCCUCCAAACCUCGGCUCAGACAAGGUGAAAGGGUCAAAAGGACUAAAGGCUGUCAGAGAGGCCCACUUCUACCCUCUUUACCCCCUCCUCGGCCGUGUUACUGUGAACAAGCAGAUGACCAUGACACUGAGUAUACUGAUGUCAUGGUGGAGUUGGGCUACCUCUCCGAUAGAUCCCCAAGCCCCUCAAACUCAACACCCCCUCGUUGUUGGUCCCCCAGUGACCCUCUCAUGGACACUAGUAGUUCAGAACAGCUCAUUAACCCACUCAGUGACCCAUACCUUGGUACUGCUUUUAACAAGACACACACAGUGUCUUGCACCAAAGGAGCACAAAAGAAGUGUCAAACUGCCAAACCUAAGAAAUCCACAGACACUAAAAGGAAAGUCAGCAAAUCAGUUAAUGAGCUUCAAGAGGAAUCCAAAAAAGAGAAUUCAAGACAAAGGAGUGGUUCUGCCCAAAAGCAGAAGAAGAAAGUUAUAGCUGAAGGCUCCGUCCUUAGUUCCCCAAGCACCACAAGACCAAGAAAGUCUCGCAAAAAGAACACUGAGGAACCCAAAAGCCAUGAGUCCAUUAAAGACAGCUCCUUACUCCUUUUCCCAGAGGAUGAGCUAUCUCCUUUCGAGGGUUCCAGUCAAGACAUCCCUCCAUUUCAGAAGCCAGUGAGCACAGAUGACAACAGCCAGGGUAGUUCCCAGCCUCCAUCUGUAUCAAACACUAACUCAGAAGCCCUUUCUAUAGAACCAAAGGUUGAGGACUGUGAAACUCCCAUCAUGGAGGUCAACCAAAGCGUUUCAGCACCGACUCAGCUGAAGCAGCAAGGUUGCCAGACCACUGUGGUAAAGGCAGAGGAUUUACAGGAGGAAUGCACUGCUCCUCCACCUCUUAUGGCUGGAAGACCCUUACUGGAAGACAGUAAAGUCUCCCAAUUAGCCAUAGCCUCCCCAUGCUCAGGCCCUAAAAACGGGGAGAUCCCCACUGUCUCUGAGACCCCCUCUGGCUUGGCUGUUCUCAAGCAGCUUCUCCAGAAGAGGCAGCAGGGACAGGCUCUUCCUCUACAGGUGGUUGGUACAGACAGUCACUCCACUGCCAUAGCUCAGGCUGCAGCACUACUACAUCCCAAAACUAAACCAGCUAAAUCCAGAAGAGCUCCCUCAACCACUCCACGGAAACCUAGGGCUCCAAAACCUGCCAUUCCAAAGGAUAAAAAGCCCAGAAUCCGGAAAGGCAAGGCAAGCAGCUCUCAGCCGGAUCUAUCAGUGAAACAGGAGGGCAACAUGUCCGAUGACUGCCCCAUCCCUCUGUCAGACCCCGGCCUGGACAGCUGCAACUUCAUAGAGGACAGCUUGUCACCAGAGCUCCCACACAACUAUACCUUUGAUAUAAAUGCCAUUGAUCAGACGGAGUUCUCCAGCCCAUACAGUGGCAGUCAGUUUGUUCUGACUGAUAAACAUUUGCCACUUAAGUUCCUGAGUGAUGUCAGUCAGGAAGCUGUUUCUGCUCAGGCUCUGGGCUUUGACAAGAAACUUGAUAGGCUGUUUGAUUCUGGGGAGGAGAUUCAAAAGGGCUCUGACUGGCACAAAGCGAAGCCUGUCAGCCCAGACCUCUUUGAUCGGUCUGAGAACGGGGAGUCUGCAUCAAAUCACCUCACAUUUCUUGACUCAGAGAAAAACAAGAGCAGAGAGUGGGACUUCUCUUUAGGUAAAGCCCAUACACUCAGCCCCUUUCAAGACUUUCACUGUGAGAGAAAAGAGCUGCUCUUUUCUGUCUUCGACCCUGUCCUGCCUUUGCCUUUAAGCUCUGCUUCAUUUGUUGAUCAUGAUGGCUCCCCAACAGGGGAGCUUCUGGAGGGCAUUGAUGGACUAACGUCCACCACACCCAGCAGCUCUCCACGCUCCAUCAGCUCGCUAUCCCAGGUGAGGCCCAGCCAGCUGCUACGGGGAUCAGGAGGUGGAGCCCACGUUCUGAAGCCGCUCAUGUCCCCUCCAAGCCGCGAAGAGAUUCUCAGCACUCUGCUGGAUCUGGAGAUGUCAGAAGCCACCUUCCAGGAGCCCUUCUGCAGCGACCCCUCUGAUGCACCAGGGAAACCCAUGGAGGUUGGCGGCCGUAAGCUAACGGUGCGUACCAGGCUGGCGAAGGAGCUAGCAGAGUUUAGUGGAGACCUGUCUCUCGAGGGGCUCCAUUUCUGGAAGACAGCCUUCGCAGCCAUGACGCAUCCCAUCUCCACUAUUGUCUCAUCUUCCCGAGCCCUGGGAGCUGAGACCUCAGAGGCCAGUAAAGAGCAGGGCCAGCUUGACAAGAAGGUCGUUCUCCUACCCUGCAAAAACCCACCGAGCAGAGAGCGAGUCCAGCUGUGGCUGGAAGCCAGGAAACAGUACGAGAGUUUACAAAAGGGGCUGCAGAAGAAGGGGAACUCAGAAACAAGUGAGCAGCCAGAUGGUUCCAGACUCUCCAGCAUCAGGAGCCAAAGGAGAAAGAAAUGCAACCUUUCCUUAAUCAUAUCUCCCAUGAAGAACACAGGCUCUCAUUUCAAAUCCACAGAGCUGAGUCCAGUUUCAGAUGAAGGUGUUGUAGAUAUAGAGCAGGAGGGCAGAGAGAAACUUGAUGAUGAUGAUGAUAAAACCUCCUCUCCAGAGUCCCCGGAGCUGCCUCCCUGGCAGCCCUCCUCCCAGCCCGGCCCAGGACCCUCAGGGCCAGACCGGCAAAGUGAAAACUCUCCAGAACCACUUUCACCUCGGCUCUCUGUCUCCCUGGAGAGACAAGGGGAGAAGCUUAGUUCUUCUCCUGUCCAUGUCAGUAACCGUGAAGAGGGGAGGACCAGUCCCCACCUCCUCCACAGCACCCCCUUUUUAAGAAGGAGGCGGAGGAGUAAGGAAGAUCUGGAGCCAGUGUGCAGCACGCCCAAGUCUGAAGAGGAUCCCAUUUCUCAAAGAAUCCAGCAGAGGAGGAGAAGCCAAGCAGACCCACUGAGAAGAGUUUUACUCACCACGCAAAUGAAGAACCAGUUUGCUGCUUUGAAUGUGCCAAAGAAAGAGGACUCUCAGAUUGAAGGGCCCAGUAUAGCCAACUCUUACGGCUUCAAAAUCAGCAUGCAAAACCUGCAGGAUGCCAAAGCUCUGCAUGAGGUCCAGUACCUAACCCUGAUGGGCAUGGAGCUCCAUGCAAGAACCCGCCGUGACCUGGAAGCUGACCCCGAGUUUGACCCCAUAUGUGCCUUAUUCUACUGCCUCAGCUGUGACGCGUCCCUGCCAGACACAGACAGCAAACAGCUGACCGGUGCUAUCGUGGUGGACAAAGACCAUCAAAGUUCUGACCCAGCAGGUCACAGAGGAACAGCGCCCCUGCUGGUCAGGUCAGGUGUCUCUGGGCUGCAGGUAACAUACGCCACUGAUGAGAAGGUGCUGUUCCAGGAGCUGAUCUCCAUCAUGAGGAGGUUCGACCCAGACAUCCUGGUGGGCUACGAGGUGCAGAUGCGUUCCUGGGGCUACCUCAUCCAGCGGGCUGCAGCGCUGGGACUGGACCUGUGUCAGCAGCUGUCACGAGUGCCAGGUGACUCCAAAGAGAACCGCUUCGCUGCAGACAGGGACGAGUACGGAGCCGACACCAUGACGGAGAUCAACAUCGUGGGACGCGUAACGCUCAACCUGUGGAGGGUGAUGAAGACUGAGGCAACGUUGAACAACUACACCUUUGAGAAUGUGGCCUUCCACGUCCUGCACCAGCGCUUCCCCCUCUACAGCCCCCGCACGCUGUCCGACUGGUUCGACCACAACACCGCCCUCUACAGGUGGAAGAUGGUGGACCACUAUGUGAGCCGUGUACGGGGCACCAUGCAGCUUCUUCAGCAGAAUGACAUCAUCGGAAGAACCAGCGAGCUGGCCAGAGUGUUUGGGAUUCAGUUCUUCCACGUUUUGACAAGAGGAUCACAGUACCGUGUGGAGUCUAUGAUGCUCCGUGUGGCCAAGCCGUUGAACUACAUCCCCGUGACGCCCAGCGUCCAGCAGCGAGCCCAGCAGAGGGCGCCGCAGUGCAUUCCUCUGGUGAUGGAGCCCGAGUCGCGCUUCUACAGUAACUCCGUGGUCGUUCUGGACUUCCAGUCGCUCUACCCCUCCAUCGUCAUCGCUUACAACUACUGCUACUCCACCUGCCUGGGCCAUGUGGACAGCCUGGGAACGCCUGAUGAGUUCCGGUUCGGCUGCUCCUCCCUGCGGGUUCCACCGGAGCUCCUCUACCAGCGCCGCAAUGACAUCACCGUGUCACCCAAUGGCGUCGCCUAUGUCAAGUCCUCGGUGCGUAAGGGCGUCCUGCCCAGCAUGCUGGAGGAGAUCCUGAACACCAGGCUGAUGGUGAAGCAGACGAUGAAGACCUACAAGCAGGACAAGAACCUGAUGAAGCUGCUGGACGCCCGGCAGCUGGGACUCAAGCUCAUCGCCAACGUCACCUUCGGCUACACCGCCGCCAACUACUCUGGACGCAUGCCCUGCGUGGAGAUUGGAGACAGUAUCGUCCACAAAGCCAGAGAGACCCUGGAGAGAGCCAUCAAGCUGGUCAACGACACCAAGAAGUGGGGAGCACGGGUGGUGUACGGAGACACCGACAGCAUGUUUGUUCUGCUGAAGGGAGCCACCAAGGAGCAGGCCUUCAAGAUCGGCAACGAGAUCGCUGAGGCAGUGACGGCAACCAACCCCAAACCAGUCAAGCUCAAGUUUGAGAAGGUGUACCUGCCCUGUGUGCUGCAGACUAAGAAGCGUUAUGUGGGCUACAUGUAUGAGAGCGUUGACCAGAAGGAGCCCGUGUUUGACGCCAAAGGCAUCGAGACGGUGCGCCGCGACGGCUGCCCUGCUGUUUCCAAGGUUCUGGAGCGUUCCAUCAAGCUGCUGUUUGAGACCCGGGACAUCAGCCAGGUGAAGCAGUUCGUGCAGCAUCAGUGUCUGAAGGUUCUGGACGGCCGGGCCAGCAUGCAGGACCUGACCUUCGCCAAGGAGUACCGGGGCAGCGGCUCGUACCGGCCCGGGGCCUGCGUACCUGCCCUGGAGCUCACCAGGCGUAUGAUGGCGUACGACCGGCGCCUGGAGCCCCGUGUGGGGGAGCGCGUGCCCUACGUGGUGGUCUACGGGAUGCCCGGCGUGCCCCUCAUCCAGCUGGUGCGGCGGCCCAUGGACGUGCUGCAGGACGCCGCGCUGCGCCUCAACGCCACUUAUUACAUCACCAAGCAGAUCCUGCCGCCGCUGGCACGCAUGUUCCAGCUGAUCGGGGUGGACGUGUUCAGCUGGUACCAGGAGCUGCCCCGGGUCCAGAAGGUGUCGUGCUCCUCCUCAGCAGCAGGUGGAGAUGAGAGGAAGGGAACCAUCUCCCAGUUCUUCACCACGCUGCACUGCCCCGUGUGUGACCAGCUCACCCAGCUGGGUGUUUGUUCUGGCUGCCGCUCUGAACCUCAGAGAGUCGCCGUCACUCUCUACCAGGACAUGAGACACUGGGAGAGCCAGCAGGACCAGCUGCUGAAGAUCUGCAGGAACUGUAGUGGCUGUGCGACGCGGCAGGUCCCCUGUGUGUCCCUGGAGUGUCCCGUCCUCUAUAAGCUGUCCCGGGUCAACAGGCAGCUGUCCAAGGCGCCCUACCUCCGCCAGCUGCUGGAGCAGUUCUGAUUGGCUCCUGAAGCCCAGACGACCCGCUGAUUGGUGCUAACCGCUAACCGCUAACCCCCCCUCCCUCCCUCAUCUUAGUGUUUGACUGUCCUCUCAGUUGUAAUAGUUGAAAUGGUGCUUGGAUUAAACCUCGUUGGGUUUCCAUUCUGUCUUGUAAUUGUUCUUCAUUAAACCAGUAUUUGUUGUGUGUCUUCAUGUGACACAGCGACACAGUGACUUCCUGCCAUGGAUGAUUGUUGUGUGUUUUUGUGUGUUGUAGCAGUUUAAAAUCAUUGGUUUUUAAGGAGCUCCUUAUAAAUCUCAAGACAAAAUACAGUACAGGCCAAAAGUUUGGACACACACCUUCUCAUUCAAUGCGUUUUUCUUUAUUUUCAUGACUAUUUACAUUGUAGAUUCAUCAAAACUAUGA